UUUGUCUUUAUUAAGUAUUCAAGCUUAUGACAACGACGUAGAAUUCAAUUUGUCAUUAAAGUUACAAGAUCCCAAAAGAUAUUAAUCCCGGACAUCAAAAUGAAUAAUUUAAUUAACAAAUUAAUAAUAUCGCUGGUAAUAUUCUCCAGCAUUUUAUUCGUCGAUUCUCACUCGAUUGAUAAACGCUCACUGUCAACUAAAGGCGUCAUAAUUGGACCAGAUACUCCAGUUUACUAUUUAGAAUAUCCACAUGAUAAAUAUCUAAGAGUUAUUCGCGAUGUGAAUAAAUUUGAAGCAUCUCCUUCUUACAACUACUAUCGUAAUCCGGAAAACGAAUUCAACAAUACAUUUUUUCCGAAGGUAUUAAUAGUCCUUGAAUGGUAUGAUGGAAACAGCACCCGAGAGCAAGAUAUUCUUAAUGAAGUAUUGACGGAAUGGAAUAAAGUAGAUACAUAUUUUGAACAACUUGAUUAUCCCAAAAUAAAGUUGGCUAUCGCUGGAGUCGUCAUACCAACAAGAUCAGAUUUUUGGGACACAACGAUAUUUAAUCAGCAAAUGAUAUACCCUUAUAAGCCUAAGUUUCGAAGUACUAUGCAUCAGUACUGCUACCGUAUUCCUAAUUAUCCAACUUUUAUGGCCGAAUUUUUCAGAAAUAAUACUGAUCAGUUCGAAAGUUUCGAUUACGAUUUUUUUAUAUUAAUGACGCACCGAAAAUUAGAUACGUUGUGGACAUUUGAUAAUUUCCAUUAUACUUACAUCACGCAUGUCAUGUUUGAUUGUGAUACUAAGAAUGGCAACUCUUAUCGUUUAUCAGGAAAAUUCGUGAAGAAAGAUGAACAUUUUAGUUAUGUUGCUGCCAAUACUGUCGCUGCCAUAAUUGGAGAUUAUGAAAAUGGGGAUAAGAAUUGUGGUGAAACUAGGAUUACCGAUUGGGAGUGGUAUCGGAAAAAUGUUACUUUGAUCGAAUGUUCUAAAAGCAUCUUUAGACCAAUGGUCAACAAUGCCAGAUACACUUGUUUGGAUCAAAUACCUUAUGGUCGAUAUGAAGACGAUUACUCAUAAUUUAAUUAAAACUUCAAAUAAAAUUUUUAACUUUAAAAAAAAUUGUAUAAAUUUCAAUGAAUAAUCAUUUCCAAA
Molecule: messenger RNA, 1137 nt
Organism: Microplitis mediator
Lineage: Eukaryota; Metazoa; Arthropoda; Insecta; Hymenoptera; Braconidae
Exons: 9
Coding region: 100-1062 (320 amino acids)
Molecular function (GO): metallopeptidase activity
Source: RefSeq, a predicted model, not a curated record